Molecule: messenger RNA, 2761 nt
Organism: Homalodisca vitripennis (glassy-winged sharpshooter)
Lineage: Eukaryota; Metazoa; Arthropoda; Insecta; Hemiptera; Cicadellidae
Product: probable cytochrome P450 6a14
Exons: 5
Coding region: 967-2475 (502 amino acids)
Molecular function (GO): oxidoreductase activity, acting on paired donors, with incorporation or reduction of molecular oxygen; monooxygenase activity; heme binding
Source: RefSeq, a predicted model, not a curated record
AACUUAUUGGUUGAGCUUUUAUAAAGAUUAUCACUCAUGAGGCUAAACAAUUUCUCGUUCCGCAUGUUAUCUCUAAAUCGAAUAUUAACUUAAUCGAACUGACUUGAAAUGUGCAUGGUUCUUCAUUUCUAUAUGACGAACACUGAGUUCGUUUGUUGUGUCUAACUCUAUGGGAUUUGGAUGAGCGUUGGCGAAUAUUUUUACAUUUUUCUCAUGGGUAACCAUGAUGUUAACGAGAAAAUAACAGAUAAAUAAAUUUACAAAAAUCCCGAUGCACUCAUAAAGGGUAUUAUAUUACCUUAUGUCAUUCGCGUAGCCUAAUUAUCCGAACAUACUACAUAUCGUCAUAUCAUGGUGAGUUAGAGAGUAGACUUUUAGACUUUUAUUAUUUAAACACUGAUAUGAAAUCCAGUUUUAAGUACAAAAAUAUAAAUGUAUCACGUGGCAAGAUAUAUUUUAAAAUAUUUGAUCAAUAUAUUUUGCAUAAUAUAUGAACAAUUUUUUCUACAUGGGCAUGAAUGUCUUAUAUGAUGUUGUUUAUCCCUCCAUGAAAUUUAGCUGAGUUCGUUGAAGCCAAUAAAUAGGCUUACACCAUUUCUAUUUUGUUUACCGGGGAUUAUAAAAACUUUAUUUUCUCCGUAUUAUUGUCUGCCGUCCUAUCUGCCAAUAGUGAAAUUAGUUAUAGAGUAAUUUUGGAUUGAACCUCAACGAAGCCUGAACUACACGUAGUGUUUGGUACCUUAUAAAAUUGGUAUACUUCUUUGUGCAGAUAAGGAAGAAAACUGGGUCUUGAUAACCACCAGACAUAUGUCUGGUCCUAUCAAAUAUUUGACCUACAACGUGACCUGAUACUAGGAUUGACAAACAUACCAUUAUAAAGCUAGAGUUCAUCAUUCAACCUCGCGCGUCGUUAUGUACAGCCAAUUAUAGUGGUCGUUUCUCUGUCAGCUCUUUACGACACUCAAUAUGGCUACUAUCACUCUUUGGUUUCUUGGUUACUUCCUGCUUGCAGUAAUUCCGAUUCUGUCUCUUUAUCUGUAUUCCGUGUCAGUUUUCAAGUACUUUGAAAAACGCGGAAUACCUUAUGAACCAGCCACAUUUGCAAUCGGUAACUUGUGGCCUGUCCUAAGUAUGAAGAAAUCCUACAAUGAUUUCGUAUUUGAUUUGUAUAAAAAGCAUAAAACGAGAAAGAUGGUUGGGAUUUUCCAGUUUUUCAAGAAGACUGUACUAAUUAUUGACAGGGACCUGUUGCGGGAUGUUUUGGUGAGGGACUUUGAAUACUUUGAUUCCAAGAGCCUCCAUUAUAACAAAGAUUUGGAACCACUAACAGCCCAUCUGUUUUCCUUGGGUGGACACCAGUGGAAGGUUCUCAGAAAGAAAGUGACCCCGACGUUUUCGUCCAGUAAACUGAAAGGGAUGUUUCAGACUGUUAUCGAUAACGCCCAUAAACUGAGCGAGUACGCCUCCAAAAUCACUGAGAAGGGUGAUGAGGUCGAGUGUAAGGAUAUGUUCCUGAGAUUUGGAUGCGCCGUUAUCGCCAGCACUGCUUUUGGUCUUGACAUUGACUUCGUUACUGACAAGUCGAUAACGUUCUUCGAGAUGGCAGAGAGUAUAGUUGCUCCUACUCUCGGUGGUAUGUUCCGAAACGGCCUCUGGUUCUAUGGAGGGUUCAUCGCUAAGGCAUUCAAUUUGAGGAUCAUCCCCAAGAAGACACACGAUUUCUUCUUUAACCUGGUACAAGACACAGUUCAGUAUAGAGAGACACAUGGAAUCACUAGAAAUGAUCUUCUGCAGCUACUUAUACAACUCAAGCGGGGAGCUAAGUUUGGAGAUGAAACAAUACAAAUCACAAUAGAAGAACUGGCAGCUCAGUCUUACGUGUUCAUUUUGGGAGGGUUUGAGACGACCUCUAGUGCUAUGGAUUUCUUCUUGUACGAGAUGGCGAUGAACCCAGAGGUACAGGAGCGGGUCCACGCGGAGGUCGACGCUGUGGAUGAGAUAACGUAUGACACUCUGGCUGGCAUGGAAUAUCUCGAAAUGGCUCUUGACGAAUUAUUUAGGAAGCACGUACAACCUGGUUUCCUCAACAGGACUUGCACCAAAGACUACCAGGUACCUGGAACCGACUACGUAAUAGAGAAAGGAACGGAGGUAUUGGUCUCUACACAAGGCCUGCACAAGGAUCCUGAACUGUUCCCUGAGCCGGAACGAUUCAUCCCUGAACGAUUCAGCACGGAGAACAAGGACAAAAUUAAACCGUUUUCGUACAUGCCUUUUGGGGAAGGUCCAAGGUACUGCAUAGGUCAGAGGUUUGCCAAGUUAUUGGUCAAGACGGGACUGGCAAUCCUGAUGAAGCGCUUCUCAGUGGAGACGUCUCCCAGAACACCGAACCCGCUGAGAUACGAUCCUCGGGCUAUCACAGUGGCAGCGGCUGGAGGCAUGUGGCUGCGACUGGUCAAUAGGCAGAGCGUUUAGUGACCUGUUACAACUUGCAACAUAAGACAAAGAGUCCAAAAACACUUUACAAAACGAAUUGUAUGAAACAUAGUUUUAAUUACCAAUUGCACCACUGACAUUUCUGUCAAUGUUAUAAUAACGUGCAUCAGAAAUAAUGGAGUGGGAAAUGUUCCAUAAUUGAUUCCCAAACAGAUAACUGUAAAACAGCCGACUCGAUUCCAGUUACGAAAUCCAGUGCCUUUACCGAUAUUUGUGCCACAGAACAGUUUGAACCCUUAGAUAAAACUGAUAUUUACGCUGCAUU